This is a messenger RNA of Stylonychia lemnae, 2037 nucleotides long. The record is from the annotation of a GenBank genome assembly. NCBI's taxonomy places the organism in Eukaryota, Ciliophora, Spirotrichea, Sporadotrichida, Oxytrichidae.
AUGGAUGAUCAAUCUGCCUCAGGCUAAAUUGUUGAUUACAUUGAUGCCGAGAAAAAGAUUCCAAAGUACUUGAAUAGUCGUUAUGAGCUUAGAGAAGAAAUUGGAAGGGGGGCUCAUGGUAGAAUUUACUCUGGAAAAGAUAAAAUUACUAAGCAACUUAUAGCUGUAAAAAUAAUGGACAAAAUAUCAAAAAACAAAAGUAAGUAUGUCAGAGAGAUCCAGUUAAUGAAAGACAUGCAGAAGUCAAAUCAGCCUGGAUUCCCUAAGCUUUUAUACUAUAAUGCUGACAAAUAUAACUAUUUCAUUGUUAUGGAUUAAUUGGGCCAAAGUUUGAAGGAAUUGAGAGAUAAUACUGAAGAUCUAAAAUUUAGCAUCAAAACUGUCACAAUGAUAGGUAUUCAGUUACUCCAACGAUUAGAGUCAAUUCAUAAGCUCAACUACGUUCAUCGUGAUUUGAAACCCGCUAAUAUCCUUACUGGAAAGUCAAAACUUGAAUAAUUCAUAAUAUAUCUGAUAGAUUUCGGAUUAGCAAAAAAGCAAAAUUAGAUCAGCAAUAUUUAGCCUAAUGAAAAUGGAAAUAAGGUUGUAGGGACUGCAAUAUAUGCUGGAAUCAAUGCUCAUCUUCCAGGCUAAAAUUAUUUCAAAAAAGACGAUAUUGAGUCAAUGAUGUAUGUACUUUGCUACCUUUUAUCAGGAACAUUGCCUUGGAAAAACUGUAAAGCCACUGAUGCUGGGUUAGAUAAAAUGCUAAAAAUGAAACUUAAAAUUUAACCUUACGACCUAUUUGCAGGUCAACCAACUGAAUUUUGCUAAAUUAUGGAACAUCUUAGAAAUCAGCCUAGUGAACAAAUAAUUGAUUAUGGUUACAUUGAUAGUCUACUCCGUUCAGUUGCAUAUAAGUCUAAGUUCAAAAUCGAUAAUGUAUUUGACUGGAUAACCUUGAAAAAAACCAAGAUAGAAGAAUAAAAGUCUGACAACAAGAAUAAACGAAAUGAUUAAGUUCAUAUUGGCUAAGUAAGAAAUUAGAACUAGGACUAAGGAGGAAUAGGCUUGCAAACGAUCUUAGAAAAAUAUGAGGAUGAGGAGGAAAAGAAAGUUAAGAAUGAGGAAUCUUUAAAGUAAAUGACAAAUAAUUACUACAAUGAUGAGUCUCAAGUAGAAUCUUUCAACAUGACUAUAAAUAAGCACUAUUAAAAUACACAACAAAAUUAAAACCUCUACCAAGAAUAGUAGCCAUAGAAUCAGCAAGAUGUUGAUAGAAGUGCAAACGAGCAAUAGCCAAUAACAAUAUAAUAAUAAUAACAACAACAAUAAGUUUAGAAAUAAAAUAGAGAGAGAAAAAAAAGAAGCAAACACCAUCGAAGCAAUAUUUUAUCUGGAGCAAAUAAUGCAAUAGCCAAUAAUUAGAAGAUCGAGAAUAAAGAUGGCAAGAUAGGAAUCAAUUUAACACUCAAUAUACAAAGCCAGAAAAGAGAAUAGCAAGAAGAGUAGGUUAACAAUAACGGAUCUGGUAAGAUAGUUUAAAUGACUAUUAAUCACAAUGUUCAUGUUCAUAUUAAUGGGUAAGAUCCAGACUCAGCAAACGUUUAACAGUCCAUACACAUUGUUCAUCCAGUGGAAAAUGAAGAGAUGAAAUAGACGCAAUAACUUUUUUCAUUCGAUAAGAUCAACUCCAAUAUUUUAUAUAGCUCUGGGAUCAAUCACCAAAACAAAAACCUUCAAUCGAAUGUUCUUCAUCAUGAUGAUAAUGAAAUCAGGCAAAGUGAAAGCAGAAGCGAUGAAGAUGAGUGCGAUUCUAGUAAAAAAGAGCAGAAAGAGAUUGCAAAUGCAUUAAAUAAUGAAGGUUUUAAUUCUAUUGACGCCACUUAUGAAGAAUUUGAAAAGGGUAUAAAUUUGGAGUUUAAAGAGGAAAAUUAGGCACAAGAUUGUUGUAAUGUUGUAGUGGACGAUUAGCUACUUUAACAACAUCAAUCUUUUGAUUUUCCUAAGCUAUUUGAUACUCACUCCAAUUUUAAUAAGAUGAAGUGCCUUUAAUGA